Cornus florida is the source of this 1390-nucleotide messenger RNA. Its product is annotated as F-box protein FBW2-like. The coding region runs from base 332 to 1255 and encodes 307 amino acids. The record is from RefSeq and is a predicted model, not a curated record. Gene Ontology annotation, molecular function: protein binding. Lineage: Eukaryota; Viridiplantae; Streptophyta; Magnoliopsida; Cornales; Cornaceae. The transcript is spliced from 3 exons.
AUUGUUAUUGGGUGUUGUUGAGGGAAAAAAUCUCUUCUUGUAAUGAUUUUCUUGCAACUUUUGGUCAUAUUGGUAUGUUUGAUUUGACAAGGAUGGAUCAUUUUUUUUUCCUCUUCUUUGUGAAACAAUGAUUUCUUGUCUGUUUUCUAGCAAUAGAAACUUGGGUUUUGGUGUUUUUCAUGUAUUUCUUUUGUUUAUGCUUCCCAACCUUGAGUCUUUUGAUUAAUUAUUGUAUAAUAUUUAUUUUUUCCCCCCUUGUAGAAGCUUCAGUUCUCUGGUAGUUUGUUAAAAAAAGUUGGGAUUUUGAAGAGUGAAAGUGGAUAAGGUUUAGAUGGAAGCAGAGGGUGCUGAUUUUCGGCGGUGGGACGAGCUAAUACCGGAUGCAUUGGGGCUAAUCUUUAGCAAUCUCUCCCUCCAGGAGAUGCUAACGGUGGUCCCCUUGGUAUGCAAAUCAUGGAGGAAAGCAGUGAUGGGGCCUUAUUGCUGGCAAGAAAUUGACAUUGAGGAAUGGAGCAAUCGAUCUAAGCCCGACAACAUUGAGCGAAUGCUUCGAAUGCUCAUCACAAGAAGCUCUGGUUCGCUGCGCAAGCUCUGCGUUUCCGGCCUCCCCAACGAUCUCAUUUUCUCCUUCGUUGCAGAGCAUGCUGGUGCGCUCCAGAACUUGAGACUGCUGAGGAGCGACAUGAGUGAUUUAAUCGUUGAACAGGUUUCCGGGAGGCUUUCCACAAUCACUUUCUUAGAUUUGAGCUAUUGUUGUAAGAUUGGCGCUCGUGCUCUAGAGGCCAUUGGGAAGCACUGUAAACUGCUAGCAGUACUGCGCCGUAACAUGCACCCAUUAGACAUGGAAGGCAUGCUCUCACAGGAGGACGAGGCCUAUGCCAUUGCCAGAACAAUGCCAAAGCUCAAGCAACUUGAGAUGGCUUACCUUCUUAUCGAUACUGAGUGCGUUCUUGAGAUUAUCUCCAGCUGCCCCAAGCUCGAGUUUUUGGAUUUGAGAGGAUGCUGGAGCGUGAAGCUUGACGAGAAGUAUGUCAAGGACAAGUUCCCGAAAUUGAAGGUGUUGGGGCCUCAUGUCGUGGACCAUUACGAGCAGAAUGAUUGGGAAGAAGAUUGCUCGGAUGAGUCUUACGCAGACUCAUUCUAUGACUACGAGAGCUUUGAUGGUAUGUGGGAUGAUGAUGAGGAAAGGCUGGAGCUGAGGUUUUAUGAAGGAUUUGAUGAGGACAAUGGUUAUGGUUGGCCACCAUCCCCUUAAAGUUUUAAGCCUUGUGACAUUGUAUUGCUCACUCUAUUGCUAGUAGUACUUGCAUGCUGCUUUUACUUUGGGACUUUGCAGUGCUUUAUGGUUGUACAUGUUUGAAUGGGAAUGAAGCUGUGUUGUUUUAUUUUA